AUGCUUCAUCGAUGCGCCUUCCUCCUGCGACGCCGCGGCGCUGGCAUCAUUGGUCUCCCAAAUGUUGGGAAGUCCACGCUCUUCAACGCUCUAACCUGCAGUCAACAGGCAAAAACGGGCAACUUUCCAUUUUGCACUAUCAACGCAAACCUUUCGAAGGUGCCGGUUGUGGACGACCGACUCCGUCGGCUUGCCGCCUUCACUAGGGCACAGAAGAUUGUAGACGUGGAGAUUGAUCUCGCAGACGUUGCGGGCCUUAUUGAGGGCGCCUCUAAAGGGGCCGGUCUUGGCAACAAAUUUCUUGCCGACAUCCGCCCAUGCACAAUCCUGCUACACAUGGUGCGCUGCUUUGAGAGCGCCAAAGAUGGCUUUGAUACCCCAACGCCGCUCGAGGACAUAAACACCAUCAUGAAUGAACUUGUGCUCGCUGACCUGGAGGCGAUGGAAAAGUCGCUGCACAAAGUUAACAAAACGAGGAAGGCGGGGGAUGCGGCUUUGGUAUUUUGCCAGCGUGUUGUGUCGUGGCUGCAGGACGGUAAACCCGUCUCAGAGAUGCGGCUGAAGACAGAGGAGGAGCGGCAGUGGCUGCAACAGUACCAGCUGCUUUCUGCGAAGCCAAUGAUGUUUGUGCUAAACAUGGACGAGACGAGCGUCGUGGCGGGGAAUAAGUUUGCAGCAGUCGUCGAGGAAAAAUUUGGCACCGACCGAACAUGUCGGGUGUCUGCCUCUUUAGAAGAACAAACCUCGCAGCUGACCUCACGGGAGGAGCGGCUUAUGUUUCUGCAAGAAUAUGGCAUUGAUUUGCCGCAGGGGGAGGUGCUGUUGCGCCAUGCGUACCACCUGUUGCGGCUACAGUCCUUCUUUACGGUAGGGCCACUCAUGGCACACGGAUGGACCACCAAAGUGGGCGCAACAGCAAGGCAGGCGAGCGGAGAGAUCCACUCGGACAUGGAGAAGCACUUUCGGCGCGCCAAAGUGAUGCCGUACGAAGAAUUCUUGUCCAAGCCGAACCUUGAGGCGGCAGAGAUGCAGAUGACCUUCGUGGACGCCAACCAUGUCAUGAGGGACGGCGACGUCAUGAUUGUUGAGCACAAUGCCCCGUCCUAG
Trypanosoma rangeli is the source of this 1107-nucleotide messenger RNA. Its product is annotated as putative GTP-binding protein. Gene Ontology annotation, molecular function: ATP binding; ATP hydrolysis activity; GTP binding. The transcript has a single exon. Lineage: Eukaryota; Euglenozoa; Kinetoplastea; Trypanosomatida; Trypanosomatidae. Gene Ontology annotation, cellular component: cytoplasm. The coding region runs from base 1 to 1107 and encodes 368 amino acids. The record is from RefSeq and is a predicted model, not a curated record.